This is a messenger RNA of Python bivittatus (Burmese python), 4264 nucleotides long. The record is from RefSeq and is a predicted model, not a curated record. NCBI's taxonomy places the organism in Eukaryota, Metazoa, Chordata, Lepidosauria, Squamata, Pythonidae.
CGUGUCAGUCUGUUUGAAGCUGCUGCAGAAACAUCUUGAAAUUCCAGAACAUACUUUUUCUUAUAAAUCACACUGUGGGUCUAAAGAAGAGCUUGUCCAAAUGAGCAAGACAUCACAACAGAACACAACUGCAGAAACCAAUGGAGUAAGUGUCAUCUAUACCCAAGCGCACACAAGUGGGUUGCAGCAAGUUCCUCAGCUGGUGCCUGUUAGUCCUGGAGGUGGGGGCAAAGCUACACCUCCUAGCAAGCAGGGCAAAAAGAAUUCCGUUAUUGAUAGAAACAGUGAUGAGUACCGCCAGCGCAGGGAGCGUAAUAACAUGGCGGUGAAAAAGAGCCGCUUGAAAAGCAAGCAAAAAGCCCAGGACACCCUCCAGAGGGUAAACCAGCUAAAAGAAGAAAAUGAACGCUUGGAGGCCAAAAUCAAGCUCCUUACAAAGGAGCUGAGUGUACUGAAAGAUUUGUUUCUUGAGCAUGCGCACAACUUCACAGACAGUGUGCAGCCUCUGGGCACAGAAAACUCUGCAACACAUUCAGAUGGAUCUGGACAGUAGAUAAACCAUGUGGACACAUCUUCCCUUUAUGAGUCAGAUAAUAGAACAGAGAAGAAUCUGCUCUCAACUUUGUACCAUCUGUCAUUUUUGACAUCUUUUUAGUAGGCUUAACACUCUGUUUGAUGCAAGGAAAUUGAAAGUUUAUUGUUAAGUAUUUGUUUUAAAUUAAGUGUUAAUGUAUUUUCUUGUCAUUUUUGAUAAAAUGAUAAAAAUGGAGAAACAUCCUCAAAUUACUGUCACUAAAAUUAGGACUGCAUCAUUUAUUAAAUUAUUUAAGUAGUUUCUGGGCAUAACGAUUGGGUGGUACUUUUUCAAAAUAUAAAUUGUUAUAGGGUAAGAAUUUGCAGACAUUCUUCUCAAUCUCCAGUUUAUCUUGCCCAGGAGGAGGUGCCUCUUUUCAAAGUGGUUCCUGCAAGGCAAGUGUGGGUCAAAGAAAGUGUGAACAAUCCUCAGAUAUUCAUAUGCAAAUUUACAUACUUCACCAAACUAUGAAGUGGAUGUAAGCCUUAAAUUAGUUGUUCGGGUUAACAGCUUUUUUUCAGCAGGGUAACAAGUAAAUAUCCAUAUACUGAUAAUCAGCUGAAUAGCUGAUUAAAUAAGCUUUAAAAUUUUCCUUUUCCACUUCUUUUGUAGUACAAGACUUGCUUUGUAAUUUAGGUUGGGAUUUUCAAAUAUUUGCUGUGUACAACUCCUGUAGUUGAGGAGGCUUGCUCAGUAGUGGUGCCUAACAAAUUGUUAAGGGGAAGGCAAGAAGACUGGUUAAGACAUGAGGAUUAUGGUCUUCUCCAGGCCCUACUUUAUCUAUGGUCUGAAAAUGGGCCUGUUCUAGGCAUGAGGAACUUCCACCUUCAUCCUUGUGGCUAAUGGAAUUGGACAAUUGUAGUGACCCUAUCUACCUGUCCACCAUUCUAAACAUCUGCAGUGUCUGCACAGGGAUUUAGCCGGGGCGGGGGGGGGAGGCCAGGAUUUUCCCAACUGCUGCUACUUUUCUAACAGCCUCCAAAUGAGGUGGCUUGAGUGUAGAUGUAAAUUGGGUCCUGCUGGGGUAGCCAUCUGCAUGGGGGUUCAGGACUCACUUUCAUAACUGGAUGGAUUCAUGCAGUGUCAAGCUAGUUACUUUAAACCACUGUUUGUUGAACAUGCUACUGUGGCAGGGUUCCCAUGAAGGCAUAAACGACAAUUGCUGAUUCACAUACCACACAAACGAAAACUAAACAGAUCCUGUGGUUUUGUGUGAUUUGUUUGCUGCUUGUUUUGAGGUCCCUUCUUCAGAAUCAUUUUUAAGGCUUGCAACAGUUUUGGGACAGAUAACAUUAAAAUCUAAUUGUGGCAGGCAGAUUCAGGAUAAAAGCCACGACAGAAGAGCCAUGGUCAUGCCUCUUCCCUCAUCUUGGGUGAGCUCUUAAUUCUGUAACUCUACAUGGCAGAACUGCAUUGCUCUUGAGAUCCAGAUGAGCAGGAAAGUUCUGGGCCACUCGUUUGAGAAGGAAAAAAAAUAUCAAGACCUGGCUAUUUAUUACCCAGGUUCAACUUUAAUUCCACAGUGAACCAAAAAUACAUAAUCAUCUUUCCAACAGGAUCCAUAAAAUUAAAUCUUUUGCUCUGUGGCAUUCCUGUGGGGAAAACAUGGGGCUUUUUGACACUUCAGAUGCUGAUGGUAUAUUUUUUGGAGUAGAAGAAAAUAAACAUAUUUAACAGAGCAGGGAAGUUCAUGUAACCUUAAUUUAUUUUCUUUCACAAUCUCUCCAUUCAUAGUAUGUUUGCAUAUGACUGAUUGGACUAGUGAAAAUGAUUUUUAUACCUCCCCUUUUGAAGUUACUGUGUUUGUACAUGUAUUUAGAAAACUUAGUUGGUGGUAGAAAAUAUUAAUAAAAAGCCUCACAACAAUAUGCUGACUUAUAUUUCUGUAAACUGUAAUACUUUAUAUCUGAAGCCUAAUUAUUUUAGGCUAUCAAGCUGCAGUUCCAAAAACACCGAAUCUUGAGAGAAUAGGGAGGGGGAAUGGAGGCUGUGGUUAGAAGAUCACCCUUGAGAGGUAUAAAAAUAUACCUGAGUACAUUAUGCAAGAAUCACUGCACACUAGAAUUGUUUGAAAAAAAAAAAAAAUCCCCAUCUCAUCCAAUAAACUUCAUGUUUUAUAUAUAAAAUUUCUUAUUAUAUAAACCUGUCAUGCAUUUGUAGACCAAAUGUAACAUUUAAAAAUGUAAAAUACUGAUUUGAAAAAGAUUAUUUCUCAAUCUGAAAAUACUGAUAAGAUAUUUCUCAAUCCAUAUCCAUUUGUGACUUGCUUCCAUAACUUCCUUAAAAGCCAGUAGAACUAAGUUUUCAAAUACUUUUCGGGUUACUUUUUCAAAGUGCCUGUAACAUACUUGUUCUAUUUUACCUGAAGCAUUUGAUUGGGGUGGGGUUAGGUGGGGGUGAGGGAUCUACUUUCUUAUUUCAUGCCGGGAAAAAAGUUCAUCCAAUUUGGGGAUCCCAAUUUAUCUUGUUUGCUCCACUUCUUCAAUUCUGGCUUUCCCUUAACUCUAAAUAUAUUCAUUUAGGUACUCAGUUAUUCAUAUUUAACCAUUCAUACUGCAUUGUUAACAUUGCUUUUAAGAUUUACCCCGGUAAACAUUUAUCUACAUACAUCAUAGAGGCUAAAAAGCUACCUACGUCUCUCUAUCCUUUCCUUUACAACUCUGCUGCAGCACUGUUGCUAAGCACUGUCACAUUUUAUUUGCUUCUUUUAAUUAGUAUUUUAAUACCUUGGCAUUUUUAUUUUCCUAUUCAAAUGUUCUGUAAAUAUUUUUGUAAGUCUGGUACAUAGUUAUGUUGCUUGUGAUUUAUUCCUCUUGUAUAAUUUCCUAGUUCUACAGACCCAUGUACUACUUUCUUAUUUCUCUCUGUGCUUUUUUAAAGGACCACUUUUUAGAAUUUUGUUUGCAGUUUUCUCAUUUAAAAUGUAUACAAAAGGGAAUUCUGUUGAAAAAACAAGGCAGCCAAAUACUGUUUUGAAGUAAAGUAUAUACUAUCCAAGGAUAUAUACAGCUUGCAUACAGUAUUAGGCAAAACAAACAUGAAUUUAAAGUGGAGUUUUAUUUCUCCAUUGCAGAGGACAAUAGGGUGGAACAUGAAACUGAUGUUCCCAUCCCAAACCUGGGGGGGUCCUCAGGGAAAUAGAUGUUGGGAGUUGCAUGCUUGAGAAGCGUCGCUAAGCCACUCUGAUGUGCACGCUGAAGCACUUCUUGGCUGGAAGGGGCUGAGUGGCAAGAAGCUGGUGGCUUCUCUCCUUUUUCCUUCUCCUGGGCUAAAUGCAGGAAGGAGAGAACUCUGGCUGUGGGAAACGGGGGGUCAAAGGAGGCCUGAGGGUACCUUCUUUCCACCCCUCGCCCUUCAGGGGGACUGGGACACAGUCAAAUCUUUCAAAACCUCAACACUGAAAAGAGAAUCUCAGAAAAAGAAACGGAAGACCAAAGUGAUCUUCAAAGCAACACUUUUAUUCAUUUAUUUCAUCUGCAGAACUUCUGCUCUUUAUAUUGGCUAUUAAGAGGAGAUUCUGUUGUACUGAUUCUUGUAUUUGCUUAACAGCAGCUACCCCCGUCAUUGAGGGCAAAGCUUGUAAAGAGGCAAAUCAAGCUAAAAUCAUAUUUGGCCAUCUGUGCCAUCACCUUUUUUCAUAUCUUUUGCCCUAGGAAAAAAGUACUUUGAUUUUAAAGAUUUCUUUCCUUU